AUGGGCGCGCCCGACGGAGGCUGGGGAUGGGUCGUCGUGGUGGGCGUCGGCAUCACCUUCGCGGUGACGACGGGGCCAGUGAGUUGCUUCGGCCUCAUCUUCGACAAGUGGCUGCGGGACGUCGGCGCCGAGACCAGCGACUUCACCUUCCUCAGCGGCCUCUACUUCGCGCUGUCCUUCAUGCCCGGCGUGCUGGCGCGCCGGCUGCUGCGCCUGUUCUCGUGCCGCCAAGUGUGCGCGGCGGGCGCCAUCAUGUGCGCCAUCGGCUGCGGCGCCGCCGCCCUCUGCGACUCGGUCGCCUUCCUCGUCGUCGCUUACAGCGUCCUGCAGGAUGAGAAGGAGUUAAUGGGAGUCACGGAGGAGAUGCUUGAACUGUGA
Gryllus bimaculatus (two-spotted cricket) is the source of this 378-nucleotide messenger RNA. The record is from the annotation of a GenBank genome assembly. Lineage: Eukaryota; Metazoa; Arthropoda; Insecta; Orthoptera; Gryllidae.